Molecule: messenger RNA, 1064 nt
Organism: Setaria italica (foxtail millet)
Lineage: Eukaryota; Viridiplantae; Streptophyta; Magnoliopsida; Poales; Poaceae
Product: transcription repressor OFP8
Exons: 1
Coding region: 106-843 (245 amino acids)
Biological process (GO): negative regulation of DNA-templated transcription
Source: RefSeq, a predicted model, not a curated record
UCCAGUCUUCUUCCUUCACCGGCGCCGUCAUCUCCGUAACGCACAGAGCCACAUGCGCAGGAGAGCUAUCUAGCUAGGCAGGCUAGCCACACCUCACGGCUCACGAUGUCGUCGUCGUCGGCCAGGGCGCGGCGGGGCGGGAGCCUACAGUUCCCAGUGGGGCGGUGGCGCCACGUGGCGGUGGUCGACACCGGGUGCGGCUGCCGCCCGCGCCGGGCCACCUCGCGCCUGCUCAGCCAGCUGCCCUCCUUCCUCCGCCCCUCGCCCAAGCCCCCGCAGCAGCCGCCGCGGAGCAGCUCCCGCUCCUCCUCCGGCUUCUUCCCGUCCUCCGCCUCCACGGCAUCCUCCUCCGCCGCCACCUUCACCACCACCCACUCCUCCUACUCCAACUACUCCGCCUACUCCAACUCCUACUCGGCCGCCGCCGCCUCCUACGCCAAGCCGCAGCAUCCGACGGCGGCGUCGGCCGAGGCGCCGCCGCCGCCGGCGUCCUCCCACGCGGCGGCGUCCAGGAGGAGGCAGCAGCAGGGCAGGAGGAAGAAGAGGUACGAGAAGAUGGGCGCCGCGGCAGGACAGGACCAGGAGGAGGACGUCGGCGUGGCCGUGGAGAAGGAGUCCUCCGACCCGCGCGCCGACUUCCGUGAGAGCAUGGUCCAGAUGGUGGUAGAGAUGGGGCUCUGCGGCUGGGACGACCUCCGCUGCAUGCUCCGCCGCCUGCUGGCCCUCAACGCGCCGCGCCACCACGCCGCCAUCCUCGCCGCCUUCGCCGAGGUCUGCGCGCAGCUCACCGCGCCCCCGCCGCACCCGGCGUACCACGCAUACGACUACCACUACCACUACUGACCAGCCGAUGAGCUGGCUGGCUCGCCGCCGCUCCACCAGCAUCAGGCGUCAGCGACCUCCUGUUCUGGAGGUCUCGAGAUCCUGGCACCACCCGUGUGCUGCAGAGUGAAUUACAGUCACCGGUGGUGAUAGGAUCUCGUAGUAGUUUCGUUCAUCAGCAUUAUCAGUACCAACGGGUCCUUGUGUGUUCCGUCCAGUAAUCCGUCAGGUAGUUCAGCUUC